AUAACUUUUCCGGUUCAAUGACCGGUCGGUUUUUAAAACAUUGCUUUUUAUUGUUAGAAAUUCUUCCUUCAAAGCCAUUUGCAUAAUGUCCUUUUUCUUGAACACUCACGUUCUGGUAAUUGUUCUUGAUUUGGUCGCCUUCAUAUGCUAAAGGUUAAGGGAUUUUUAAAUGUUGUCCAUGGUGAUGAGAUCUAGGAAUAUUUUUCUUUUUCAACUUUCUCCAGGUCUUUGAAUAUAUUUUCUUUUUGAAGGGCACCUAUGUGUUUUGUUUGUGAAUAUUCCUAAGCAUGCCGAUAAGAUCUAAGAUUGUCUCCUUUAGAGUUCACGAUGUCCCUUUGUCUUCAGCAAAUUGGUUUAUGUACGAGAUUUCGAGGAAAUUUCUGCUGUAGACGAUGAGACGCAACAUAGAUAAGGGGCUCCUGGUGGUUGUAGCUGCAACCACCACUGCUCAUUUCAUCAAGUUGUGGCAGUGGAAUGGCAGACAAAUUGGGUUCUGCUGGAUUCAUUAUCUGCUCCAAAUGGCCAAGAAUGUUGAUUUUGUCACCCCUUCACAAGGGACAAUGUGUUCCAUGGUCAAAACUAUGCCCUCAUUCCGUUCAUGCUUUCCAGAGGCAAAAUCUACAGAUUGUAGCCCUUUACCGCAUAUAAGUCAUGCAGCACAACCAUUGCCAUCACUACCGGAAGCUGCCUCAAGUAACCGGCACUUUACAUUUCAACCUGAUGUCGUAAUAGACAUUCCCACUGCAUAUGGAUAUUAUAUAAGUAAUGUACCAAAUGAACGUCCUGGUGUUAGUAACCAAGGCCGGGAUGAAUAUGGAAGUUCACCUCUUGCUGCUGCUGCUCAUUCAGGGGAAGUUAGCAGUGGUUUCAGGACUAAUGCUCGUCUGCAUCUUGCUGCACUCAGUGGUGACUGGGAUGUUGCCGAGAGAAUCUUUGAGUCAGAUCAUCAGGCUGUGAGAGCAAGGAUCACAAGGGCUCAAGAGACACCUCUUCACAUUGCAGCUGGGGCUAGACACCUAACCUUUGUUGAGAACUUAGUAAGGAUGAUGACCCCAGCUGACCUGGCACUACAGAACAAAGUUGGAAACACAGCCCUAUGUUUCGCUGCUGUAUCUGGUGUGACAAAAAUUGCAGAAGUGAUGGUAAACAAGAAUAAAAGAUUGCCACUGAUCCGAGGUAGUGAAGGAGCAACACCUCUCCAUAUGGCUACUUUGUUGGGCCACAGAGAGAUGGUUUGGUAUCUUUAUAAUAAGACAGAUAGCAACCAUCUAACAGAUGAAGAUCAUCAUGGGCUUCUUAUUGCGGCUAUCACUUCUGAUCUAUUUGAUGUAGCCUUGAAGAUAGUUCAGAAACAUCCUAAAAUAGCUACAGCUAGAGGGAGAAAUGGAGAGACUGCUCUUCAUAUACUGGCCCGGAAGCCUUCAGCAUAUCAGAGUGGAAGUCAGCUAGGAUUUCUGCAGAGAUGCAUUUAUGCAUGUCUUCAUGUGGAAUUGUCAGGCAACUCUUCUGUGAUCCAUAAAGUUCCCUUCAUCAAGGUAGUUUAUGACCAAAAAUUGAUGCAUAUUCAAGCCCUUGAGCUGGUGAAGUGCCUCUGGAGUGAAGUUCUUUUAAUGAAUGAGUUACAGGUUGGAGAACUGAUUAGAACACCUUCACGGUUAUUAUUUACUGCUGCAGAAUUGGGAAUCGUAGAGUUCUUAAUUGAGCUUAUUCAUGCAUAUCCUGAUCUUAUUUGGAAAGUUGAUACACAAAGUCGGAGCAUAUUUCAUAUUGCAGUUCUGCAUCGACAAGAAAAGGUUUUCAAUCUCAUACAUGAAAUAGGAGCACUCAAAGAUUUGAUAGCGUCUUAUAGAGAUGAAAACAAUAAUAAUAUGCUUCAUUUGGCUGGAAAACUUGCACCAUCAGAUCGACUCAAAACUGACUCUGGUGCAGCAUUGCAGUUGCGGCGAGAAUUACAUUGGUUCAAGGGUCCAGCUCACAACCAGCUAGCAAAAAAGGUAUGUUGGAGAGAAAUGAUACUGGGAGUCCACUUAUGCAAUAAAUAUAUCAAAGCAGAGGGCCCCUCAAGAAUCUUUUAUAAGUUGGAGGGCUGAGAAAGCAUCCAAAGAAUAAGGCUUUUUCCUUUUCUUUUUAACACAUUUGGUCGCAGUGGGAAUCAUUCAUUGACGAGACUGACGCUAAUGCUAGCUGCUGCUGCUUCAAACUCAGAGCAACACAAGUUCUACAAAGUCUCAAUCUGAUCUAAUACUGAAGGUUUGGAAUCUCACCUGCUUCCUUUCUUUUAUCAAAUUCCAAGUGUUUUUUCUUCAGAUUUGGUCUAAAUUCCAAGAAUAUCUUAGAAAUUUCAACAAGAAAUGAUCCAGUGCCGAGAAAGGGUAUUUUUGAGAUAAGAUUGAUUAGAGUAAGGAGAAGUCAUAGAUCUUAUUUACUACAAGCAGAUGAUAGUCGACUGGUUAUUAGAUGAAGACGGUGACCUUGAACUUGGUAUAAUUUUUCUAGUUGGCCUGGGGGGCUUUGGGAAACCAAUAUUUACCUGUGUCUGGUUCAACCUGGAUCAAAGGAGCCAUUGCUUGAAAAAAAAUAUUUGCUUUUGUCGGAUGAUGUAUGGAACAGUACAACUAUCAACCGUUCAUUUACAUCAGAUCCUUUUGAAAUAGGGGCACAAGGAAGCAAAAUCACACUUAUUUGCAAGAGGUGAUCAACUUUUUUAAAAAUUUUUAAAAAAUAAAAUCAUGAAUUGAAAUUGUAAGACUAAGAAGUCGUAAAAUAGAAGUAGUUAGGAAAAGAACCGUAAAGAUGUAUAGAAGUUUUCCUUCAACUGCCAAAGAUGUAUGGAUGGAAACGUGUCAAAUAGGAAAUUGUGGGAAUUGCUGCUGCGUAGCACUCUCUGCAUUGUUUUUGAUGUAUUGAAAUUGGAAAGAAGAAAUUAAUUGCUUUCGAGGAUGUAUGGAAAGGAUUCCUUUUGAAUUAGGAUGAAAGCCGGUGUUAUAAAGUUGGUUGGGAUGCCUUCACAGCCUUGUUUCCAGUAGCCAGGAAGACAUGGCACUUGACAAUAUUUCAUGAAG
Messenger RNA from Vitis riparia (riverbank grape), 3062 nucleotides. RefSeq names its product ankyrin-2-like. Gene Ontology annotation, molecular function: protein binding. The record is from RefSeq and is a predicted model, not a curated record. Bases 393 to 2090 code for a protein of 565 amino acids. Lineage: Eukaryota; Viridiplantae; Streptophyta; Magnoliopsida; Vitales; Vitaceae. The transcript has 7 exons.